UUUCCAAAGUAAUUCCUUACAAAAAUGGCGUGAAGUUAUUAAUUCUGUGAUGUAAAAAUAAAUAAAUUCAUGAAGAGCCCUAAAAUGCUCUCAUUGUCUUCUUCCAAAUUCUUAGGUGAACACAAUUUGGAGAUUUUUUUGGUGGAUACAAUACUGACAACAAAUUGUGUGAAGGUUAAAUAAAGUUAUCUUGAAUGGUAAGUUUGAAAUAAUGGAUGAAGAUAACAGUUUGAAUAUUCGUAAUUGGGGUUACUAUGAACCAACAUCUGUUAAAGGAAAUCUGGGGCUUCAGCUCUUGUCCCCAACAAUGGCUGAGAAACCCUUCUUGGGUGCACGCAGUAAUGCGAUCAUGACAAAUGUGAACGGAGGUUUUCACCAUAGGGAUAUUGGGGUUUCGCAGCCCAUGUCCCCUAUGGAGUACAUGAGGGAUGUUUGGAUAGGUCAUAGAGAGAAGCUUCUCAAUAUGUUGCCUGGAAACCAUAAUUACGAGGGACCUUUACCUGAAACAGCUUCAACUCAUCAUGUGCAAGUGUUUCAACCACCUGAUUCGGAAAAUGAUGAAAUGGUGGACCCAGUUGAAGAGUCUGGUUUUGUAGAAAAGGAAAAUGGUCCCAAUAAAAAGAGGCAGCGUGCUAAUGCCCCAAAAUCCCCUAAAGCAAAGAAGGGUACGAGGGCUCCCAGAGUACCCAAGCCUGAGGGUAGUCCUUCUGUUCAGCGAGUAAGGUCUGCCAAGAAAACCGCUGAAAUUAUGAUAAAUGGGAUCAAUAUGGACAUGCCAGUUAUUCCUAUACCGGUUUGCUCAUGUACUGGCAACCCCCAACAAUGCUAUCGUUGGGGUUGUGGUGGGUGGCAAUCAGCUUGUUGUACGACUUGCAUAUCUAUGUAUCCAUUGCCUAUGAGUACGAAAAGGCGUGGUGCAAGGAUAGCAGGUAGAAAAAUGAGUUCAGGAGCUUUUAAGAAGGUCUUAGAGAAACUUGCUGAUGAAGGCUAUGACUUCUCUAAUCCGAUUGAUCUGAGAACUCAUUGGGCUAAACAUGGUACGAACAAGUUUGUCACUAUCAGAAUUGAUUCACACAUUCUGUACGGUGCAUGUGGUGUAAGUUAAGGUUAUGCAUAACAUUUGGUGAAAAUGAUCGGCACGGCUAUCAGCUCUUGUCUGGAAUGAUGGAUUUGGAUGUCGGAGUGACUUAGCACUUGAUACCAAGGUGUUAUGCACAAAGGGGACCUCCCAGAAGGAGAAGUAGGUUAUGCACUUGCAUUAAGAGUUGUGUGAAGUUAAAAUGUGAAGGUUUAGGUGCUUUCCCAACACAAUCAGAAGGUUUCCCUUGCCCAUUUAUAUUGACAAGUAAAUCAUGUAGAGGCUCAAUGCCUUGCAGUUGGCAGUAAAUAUUGUAUCAUAUUAAGUUUCCUCUGUUUGAAAAUUCAAGCUUUGAUUUUGUAAAAGUUUCAAGACUUGGAGCUGUUGGACUCUAGAUAUCUUGAAUGUUCACAAUUUGUACUUUCCUCGUAUGAUUUUGAAUGUCAAUGGGUAGAGUUUGGUUGGGAUUUUGGUGAAAUAGUGAAGGCGGCAGGGGUUUGGAAAGGGCUGCAGUGUUGUUAUUGCUGGAAUAUUUGAAAUGCCACUUAAUUUGAUGCCGUGUUGUUAGGGAUUAGAAAGGUGCUAGCACCAAGGCAAUGACAAGGUUAAAUAGGCACAAAGGUGGCAUUUUCAUUUCCGCAAAUAUGUUGGUGGUGGUGAUAAAUGUUACCGAAGGGGUCUUGCAUUUAUAAUGACAUGGUGGAGAUGAUGGCAAUGAUACAGUGAAGUUAGAUAUGGCUGUGUUCAAGAAAAUGUACUAAAGUUGUUAAUUGUGCUGAUGGCACGGUAAAAGCAGGAGCAUUGUUGGUAGUUUGGUGGCAGCCAUUACGCUUCCAAUAUGCAGGGGCGAUGUGUUAGCAUCAUCACAAGUUCAUUUUGCUUGAUGAAUGGAGAUGGCAGUGGUAUAAUACUUCUGAGGCUGCAGUGUCUUGCUAGGAUGCAGUGGAGGUUGGAGUGUCAAUUGUAUCAGACUAUAUUCAACGCACAGCAAGAUGAGUCCCAACGAUUUCAAGGCACAGUUUUCACUAUAUUCAAGCAGAGGCACCUUAAUCUAUACCGGCAACUCAGCUGUCCUUGGAGUAGUCUCAGAGUCUUGAGUCCAGCUUGAAUAAGUUGCAUGCAGGUGCCUCUUGUUGGAUUGGUUUUGCGAUAGACGAACUUGAAAUACUCUUGCAAUCAAAUACAUUAAAAAUUUCGAACUCAACUUUCAUGUGUUGCAGUGUAUACUUCUUGUGGCUUUGACUGUGUACAACGAAUUAACAAUUUCUGGGCAGCAGGUAGGCAUGCUGGUGAAGCAAUUACCUUGAUGAUAUAA
This is a messenger RNA of Populus nigra (black poplar), 2393 nucleotides long. RefSeq names its product protein BASIC PENTACYSTEINE2-like. The record is from RefSeq and is a predicted model, not a curated record. Gene Ontology annotation, molecular function: sequence-specific DNA binding; DNA-binding transcription factor activity. Gene Ontology annotation, biological process: response to ethylene. Gene Ontology annotation, cellular component: nucleus. The transcript has 3 exons. The coding region runs from base 212 to 1105 and encodes 297 amino acids. Lineage: Eukaryota; Viridiplantae; Streptophyta; Magnoliopsida; Malpighiales; Salicaceae.